AUCACUGAUUAUCUAUAUUGAACUAUUGGUAAAUUUGUCACACACCGAAAUAACAUUAUAAACACAUUAAAUUGGUUUAUUUUGAAUUUGUUUAUGUCACGAAGUUUGGACUAGUCGGAACCUUAUAUUUCGUUGCCUGAUCAAGACAUUAAAACCUGUUAAUGGAGCCAGGGUAGUACUUCAACAGUAGUGAACAAUGGGUUGUGGGCAGUCAACGACAGCUUACUCCGAAAGCCAAAGACUAAGGGACAAGAAUGCAGCCAAGGACGAAAUCCAACGGAAGCCGAAAUCCACGUACGCAAAUUUCAUGAGCAGCCACAAUGCACGGUUGCAGAUCGAGAAGGAAUCUAAAAUCAGAGGAGCUACGUUCCUUAGCAACGGGUUCCUAGUUGCUACUGACUACCAUAACAACUCGUUGAAACUGUUCGACUCGCAGUUUAAGUACACGAGUAACAUGGAAUUCUCUAGCGCGCCUUGGGACGUGUGUGAAGCAAAGGACAGUGCAAACACCAUACUGGCAACUGUCCCCUACACUAAACAGGUACAUCGGAUCUCUCUUGUCACUGUUGGCAACAAGACAAAUCUUGAAGACACGGGUUCGUUUCGGACGGAGGGCUUCUGCUGGGGUAUCACGUGCUUUGACGGCGGGAUAGCGGUCAGUGUCAAGGUUGCCACUCCGACCAACGUGUGGCCGAAACCGCCGGAAUACCAAGUCCACGUCCACGAAUACGACGGCACAUUCAGACGCGCCAUCGUGUACGAUCCGAACGGAAGCGCGUUUUUUGUUGAGCCGAAAUAUCUCAAUGUAACUUACGAUGACAUGUUUCUUCUAGUCUCGGAUUAUAAACUCAACACAGUUUUCUGCAUAAACAACGAAGAUGAGCUGAUAUUCGCGUACGCCGGAAUGCAAAAUCCCAACGGGAUUGCCAUGGACGAAAAUAAGGACCUGCACGUGACGAGUUUCUUCGGCGCGCAAAGGGUCCACAAGGUAGGAGCCAACGGGAAGUACAAGGAUGGGCUUCCCCAUGACGAGAGCCGUCCGGUGUUCCCACACUGCGUCUGCUACCGGAAGAAGGACCGGAUUAUCGUUCUUACCACGGAACAGUCUCUAGAAGUCUACAAACUAGUUUAUUGAAAACCUACCUGGUAUUUAUUUUAGCUGGAUUGCAUCGAAAGCCGAAGGCUUAUUGAAACAAUAUUGAGUCCGUUUUCUGGGUAGAGCCAGUACUUUGUGUAUUUCGGGGGAGAUCUAAUGAACAAUCUCACGAUUGGGAUCGAACCCAUGAUCUCCCAGUCGAUUUGCGGACACCAUUUCGACUAUGCCGCGGCAAACAUUUACAACUAGUCAAAGUAACAGUUUGCGUGAACGCGAAAGAAACCUUUUCAAUGUGAAAAGGGACAUUAUAUAUAAAAAUAAUAAAAAAGAGUCACUUGUAUAAUAGUCAUCUUGUUUAAAAUCAAACAAACACUAUAACUCGUCCAGAGUGUGAUUUAUUUGUGAGUAUGUGUUAUGAAUCAGUG
Messenger RNA from Dreissena polymorpha, 1521 nucleotides. RefSeq lists its product as uncharacterized. The record is from RefSeq and is a predicted model, not a curated record. Bases 197 to 1135 code for a protein of 312 amino acids. The transcript has 2 exons. Lineage: Eukaryota; Metazoa; Mollusca; Bivalvia; Myida; Dreissenidae.